UAGGAGUGAGUCCAAUUGAAGUCAGUGAAACUUAACUUACAAGUAAUAGGAUCAGACUGAAAGGCAGCAAUAUGCUCCGUUUUAAGCGUGUCAUUUCAGGAAUUUAUUAACAAACAAUUUAAAUAGUACUGGGAUGGGAUUGUCUGGGGCUUUUCUUGCAUAACUCCGCAUCUGGUUUUGUUAAGUAGUGCUAAGAAUUCCCAUUGUUUUGUUCACUUAAAAGGAAGGGGGUGAAGUCUUUUGCUGAGCAGUGUAGUUUGUUCCAGAAAAGCAUUUAACUUCACUGAUAGCUUAAAGGUACCAGUGUUCCCACUUUAGUUGGAUGAAUAUCUCAUAAUAAUCCUGGCCAUCACUCUGCUUUACGUCCUUCAUUCCUAGAGCCUCUGUUAACUGGAAAACAAACAAAUGCCAAAACAAAAACUUGAUUUUGCACAAAUCUCACUUAUUUCUUUUACAUUCUUUUUUUUUUAGGAGUAAGGAGAUGAGAAGGGUGGGAGAACAGGACUGUGACUGACUUGAGGCACUUAGCAUACUCACAGACGUAUAGCCAACCCUCACCCCUUUUGAAGUCCAAAUUACAUUUUUUGGUGUGUAACAAAUACAGAGUUCUAUUUUUAAAAAUCAAAGAGAAGGAAGUGUGUACCACGGGACAAAGAUGAUGCAAUCCUGUACACGUUUACUUGGAAUUAAGUCCGUAUUCUGUUAGUUUUACUCUCAGGUACAUGUGCCUAGGAAUGCAGCCUAAAUUAUUCCAGCAACUUGAAAGGAAAUGCUACGAGGAUGUGGGCACACCUAAAUUGUUUAUUGCUCCCCCUGGGCUGUAAUGAUUGAUUUGCAAAGCCAAGCCAUAGAGCAUGUUUUCAAACCACAUUUUCGCAAUGAACUGCCAUUUGUGGUUAUACAUACAAUGUACCCUAACACUGAAGAUAUGGCAAAUAAUUCGGGCAUAGCCUGUUACAGCCACACUAGCGUUGACUUUCAGCUUUCCUGCCCAAUGUUUUAAAGUUGGAAGUUCCAUUUUAGAUUUUCUUCUCUUUCAACUACGUUCCUUUCUUAGCCGAACCAGAUUUGCUCACCCCCCCCAACUCCUUCGGAGCAGAGCUCUGUAUGUAUCAGAUGGAGGGGCCAGCCUCUGGAAAUAGGUUUCAGAUGUUUUCCCUGACCAGUUCCUCAGCCUGCAUCUGUUAAGCUGAGGCGUUUCUAUAGGAACAGAGUGGUGUGACAUCUCUCCUGCUGCUCCCCCAGUGGCUCCCUCCGAGCAUGCCCAGUACAAGUCUUGACUUUGGCUCAAGUAUCCUGUUUGCACUAACGGGCUGCACAUAUGGGACUAUGAACGAAGUCCCCCAUGAGCUGCAAGUCUUUGUCUUUAGGAGGAGGAGGGGGAGAAGGAGGAGGAGGAGGUCGUGCCCCAGGCUGGAGGAUUUGUUCUGCAUACUCCGAGAACUCGGCCCUUUGGGUGGGCUUCUGAAGAAUGCUUGCCUGCUUGGCGCGCGGGAAUUUAUUGGAUAUCCUGCACGAGGGCUUCACGGAGCAACAGCUGCAAGCAUAUGUGGCCUGGGUGAAUUCACAGCUGAAGAAGAAGCCUACAGUUAAGCCAGUGCAGGACCUGAGGCAUGAUCUCCGAGAUGGCGUUGUCCUGGCUUCUCUCAUUGAGAUCGUAGCUGGAGAGAAACUGAAUGGAGUGCAGGUCAACCCCGCCAGCCCUCAAGAAAUGAGGGAGAAUGUGGAGAAAGUCUUGCAAUUCGUGGCAUCCAAAAAGAUCCGUAUGCACCAGACAUCAGCUAAAGACAUUGUUGAUGGGAACCUGAAAUGCAUCAUGAGGUUAAUCCUUGCCUUAGCUGCUCAUUUUAAACCUGGCUCAAGUAAAGCUGCCAAUCAGACCCCAUCGAGCAUGAUGGGAAAGAACUCGGCAGGAACAGGACUGUCAUCAGCCAAUCACAGGCCUCAAUCAGCUGCUGCUGUUGCCCAGGGUGCAGUGGCUGCCCUGGCAGAUGUUCGCCAGGAUGUUUUGCGCUUGGGGCGUGAUGUUCUCCGGCACAGACAAAGAGACAGCAGCCUGGAUGAAGAGAUUGAGCAUCCGUACUGGAGUGUCCGAGCACUGGUACAGCAAUAUGAGGGGCAGCAAAGUGUGCCUUCAGAGUCCCACUCCUCCAGCCUCGCAUCGCCCAGCCCUGUGAACAGUGCAAGGAGCGAGUCCAGUGUUACGCACUCAGAGGAGAAGGCUGGAUUUGACAUUGUUCGUGAAGAGGAAGCAGAUAGCAGAACAGAAGAGACGUGCUCUCCCUUUCCCAUAGAGUUGCAGCAGGCCAGGUGUCCUGCGACGGGCUUGGAGACUGCAUGGGAGGAGCAGCUCCUGGAGCAGCAAGAUCACUUGGAAAAGGAGAUGGAAGAAGCAAAGAAGAUGAUUUCAGGACUGCAGGCCUUGCUGCUCAAUGGGUCGUUACCUGAGGAUGAGCAAGAAAGACUGUUUGUCCUUUGCGAACAAGAUGCCUGCCCCGAAGAGCAGCUGGUCAUAGUCCGAAGCCGUCUGGAUCAGAGCAUGGAGGAGAAUCAAGAGCUGAAGAAAGAGUUGCAGAGGCACAAGCAAGAAGCUCGAAGUCUGCAAGGGGUAAAGGAUGCCUUGCAGCAGCGGUUGGUCCAACAGGAUGCUCUGAUUCUUCAGAUAAAGCAAGAGCUGCUUAGAGCAAACAUGGACAAGGAGGAACUGCAUAGCCAAAAUGCUGAACUACAGAGGAAAGUGGAGGAGCGGAAUCGACUUCUGGCUGAAUAUAAAAAGGAGCUGAGUCAGAAGGAUCGGCACCUGCACCAGCACCAGGCCAAGAUGGAGGAGAUGCUGCGGCAGCUCUCCGAGGCCAGUUAUCACCAGGCGGAGCUGGAGCGAGAGCUGGAGCACAAAGAAGCCCUGUUGGCUCAGUGUAUGAAGAAGGAUGCAGAAGAGGUGAUAGUCUACAGCAGUCAUGGCUCUCAGAGCAACGGCUUCCUGCAGACAUCAGGAAAAGGAGCUGCUUCCACAGCACACAGAGGGACCAACGACCUGCAGCUGGUGCGCGAGGCCCUGCGCAGCUUGCGGAACAGCUUCAGUGGCCACGACCCCCAGCACCAUACCAUCGACAGCCUGGAGCAGGGCAUCUCCAGCCUGAUGGAGAGGCUGCACCGCAUGGAGAUGCAGAAGAGGCAAGAGAGGAGGAUCCAAGGAAAAUCACCUGCCGGCCACAUCACGAACGAGUACCGAGAAUCCUGGCCCUCCAACUCCAAACUGCCUCAUUCUCACAGCACCCCUGCAAUGAGCAGCAGUGCCUGCACCAAAGUGCUCUACUUCACGGAUCGCUCCCUCACACCUUUCAUGGUGAACAUACCAAAGAGGUUAGGUGAGGUGACUCUAAGGGACUUCAAAGCAGCUAUUGAUCGGGAAGGGACACAUCGCUACCACUUCAAAGCCCUAGAUCCAGAAUUUGGCACAGUAAAAGAGGAGGUUUUCCAUGAUGACGACAUCAUCCCUGGGUGGGAGGGAAAGAUCGUGGCAUGGGUGGAAGAGGACCAUGGGGAGAACUAAUGAGAGACACCCGAACUCUCUUUCCUGGCGACCCACCACUGGUCUGCUGCACUUCCCAGAUACUGACCAAAAAAGUUUGUGAACUGAGAUGCAUCUGUCUCGAAACUGCCAAAAGAAAGGAACGGACUUCUCUGCAAAAUGACGGGUAUAACGUUUUGCCACAAGCGAGGAGGAUGUAUGGCACUUGAGUUCCAUGGCCAAAUGUUGCAUUGUUUGAAAGUCCCAUGGUGUGGGGAGUGGCCCGCCUCUCUUUUUCAGUCCUUGUCAGCCUUAAUGGUGUGUUUGUCCCUGCUUCCCCUUCCCGCUGCUGUCAGAGAAUCCAGAGCAUUUUCAUUGGGAGACGUACAGUAUUACAAGGAACCUUGCACUUCAUGGCGGAAGCUUAGAAACUGUGCACUGGAGGCAGGCAGUGCUGUUGCAGCUACAUUCUCGAUAUUGAAAGCUCUCGCCAGCCAAUCAUUCCAAACGACUCUGUGCCAGACAGAUAGCACCGGGAGCCAACGAGACUUUCUUGAGAGAAAGAAGUGGGCUGGAUUGUGGUCCAGAUCACGAGUUGGCAGCAUCAGAGUGGGGUUGGGGGUGUCUGCUUCUGCUUUUCUGGUUUUGCUCUCCUAUCCUGGAACUCUUGAGGGACAUGAAACCAUAGUUGGAUUGCUUUGGGGGGUAUGGGUGAGGAGGCCACAGAAAGGUCCAUGUCUUUGUUUCUCCAGGGAUCAAGUGGCAGAAGAGAUUCCAGUCCAUGCAUUUCUUCUCUUAAACUCCAGUCCAAACAGUAGGAGAAUGUAAUGUUGGGUCCCUUGGAAAUGUGGGUCCUCUGUCUUCUUCCACAAGUCAGUAAGUCGUGACUCUGCUUUUCUCCCAUCACCAUCUGAGUUCUUUUCCAGUCAGCCUGUGCUGAGACUCAUGUGGGACUGGGAUCCCGAUUUGCUAUUUGAAUGCUAUUUAUUUUCAAUGGUUGGACAGUGGAAUGCAUGUUGAACUGUUUCAUGUGGGUCUCAUUGCAAGUUUUCUAGUGAGAGUGUGUGACUGUGUGAAACCACCUUCGGGAAAGCUGAAAGGGAGCAAGGCAUCAGGCACAUAACCUCUCUGGUCCCCUGGUUUACGGUAAAACUGUUGCAUAAAAUCGCCCCACCCCACUUUGUGGUGGCUGUCUUUUUUUCUCUACUGCCCAUGGUGGUUCCUUUCCCUUUGAUUAAGGGGGGGGGGCGACUGGCUUGUUCGCCACAAGCAGAAUCUGCAGUCUUGCCCAGCGCCGCUCAGACCACUCUUCAAGUGUGGUGUGUGCUUGUGGAGAACGAAUUAACCAGUUCUCUGAGCCACAGCAGGCACCAUGAGCAGAGCAGCUGCAUGAACUGGCUCUCAGGCAUAACACACACACACACACACUUUUCAUAGCAUAAUAAAGCUUGGACAGAAAUUGUAGCCGUUAAGGUCACUGGGGUUUAAAUAAGUAGGUUUAAGUAAGAGUCUUUGGGGCACACUUACACAUCAUUUUGGGAUGCAUCCACUUGCUGCUUACAUCUGUUCUCCACAUGCCAAAUUUGGUCUCCUGGUAGUCCAGCCGGCAAUCAGCACUGCUUCAUGUAACAUGAUACUUUUUAGCUUUUCUUGACUAUGGACUUUCUAUGUUUCUAGCAAUGCUCUAAAACGCAGAACUGGGGGGUGCAGGGGGUGCCUCUUGGCAAGUGCACCCAUGGCAUCACUGAACUGAAAAGCAGGUGGCGAGUGGCAAAAUCAGGAAUGUCACUCCAGCUACCAGAGAUUGCUGCCUCCACCAGCCCAUCUCCAUGCAUCUGCAUCUCGUCUUCCAUCCAGCACAGUCCUGUGCGUUGAAGGUGGUUGCAGGCCUGCAUGUCUCUGGUGCAUGCACCAGCACUCUGAAUGACCGUUUCUGUAUGUCAGCCUGUUUCGUGUCCUUUUUCAUGUGAGGCUGGACAUUUGAAGUAAAACUUGGCUUUUAUCAUUUUAUAGAUUUUACACAUGUCCUUUUUGUAAACUUGUUCCUGUUUUUUGGAAUUAUUUUGUAUCCAUUUGCAUUGCUGUUGUUCAAGGAUGGUGUAUAUUUUUAUACCGGUGCAAGUAUUAUUCCCCUCUGUAUAUUUCUGCGCACAUGUUGAGCUGUAUUUUACCCAUUUUUCUAGAGGACACUAGCAGGUUUUGUACCAGCAUCCUGUUAAUGCCGCCACCCCAAGUCGCUCCAAUUACUAGGUUUACUUUACUAUGAAGGUAUUACAGAUUCCUAAUGGUUUUAUAUUUUGCCAGCUUUUUUCCUUGUACUGAUUUCUGUGUUUUUCUGUGUUGUUGCUCUUCCCAAUGCCCUCAGUGUACAGAAAGUGCAAUAGUGCCUUUCCAAACCCUGCCCUCAUUAGAAUCCGUGUCUGCUGUUAGCAAUUCAGAGUGCAAUCCUCGUUGUCCUUCAGAACAGCAACUACCAAGCUGGCUUUUGGAGGUGAGAGCUUAUUACUAAAUGGGAAGAAACAGGGCUCCUCACCCCUGAUAAAGAAAAACUUCCUUCUCCUCAUGGAAUUACUGUUUUUUCUGUUGCAUGAAUUUUACUAGAUUGCGAAAAGACAGCAUGGAAUUAUAUUUACUAAACAAAGAGACAGAGAAGGGAAUUGUCCAGUAGUUUGUUUUCCCCCCAGGAAGAGCUUUUAAGCUCAAACCUGUACUCACUUCUCAACAACUUUAACUUCAGUUUAAUUGAACCAGUUCUUCCUUUUCAGACAGGCUUCUUGGCACUUGGCAGAAAUGUGGUUGUGGUGGCAAGAGGGAGCAAAGAAUACCCUGGUUCAGGGGGGUCACCUCAGGAAAGACUUAAGGGCUCUGGUGGGCUGCAAUCCUACAUACUAUUGGGCUGUUUUAAUACCGUAAACCCCAGUGGGAUUUAGUUAUCCAAAGCGGGUGCAGGGUUUCAGCCUCAGUCUUGUAGCAUUAAGGUUGAAGUAUAUAGGCACCUCUUCACUAUCUAAACUACAGUUCCCUUGAGUCUUUGGGGGUAAGCAGCAAUAUAUUGCUUAAAUCGUAUGAAAGUUUGUCAUGUAGAUAUGCUCCACAUUUACCAUCCCCUCAUAAGGAUGAGGAGCAUUGGGGAGAUACAAAAUGGGUCUGAAAUAAAAUGAAUCAUUCAUGGAAUGAUGGGGGCAAUUGUAUUCCCUAACUGGGUGCCUCUCAGUAUUUUGGACUACAGCUUUUGUGGCUAAUGGGAGUUGUAGUCAAAAACAUCAAGUUGGGCAAGGCUGUAUUUGAGACUAAAAAGUAGGGAGAAGUUAUUGGUUUUUCUCCUCAACAUAUCUAUGCCUGAUUUUUACACAAACUCUAGAGAUGUUCUGCUUCCUUUUGAAAUUCCUCUUUUGAGUUCAUAUCCUUACAGCAUGUCCCAUGCAAGCUAUGUAUAAAAUGCUCUAUAUUUUGUAUAGAAAUUCUGAAGUCUGCAAUCAUUACUAUUACAAGGAGGGUUACUCUCACAACCUCCUCCCUGCACAUUGCUGGCCAAGAGAGAACUGAAGCUUGUUUGUGUGCUGCAACAGUUAAACAUACUUUGGAUUUGUGGACCGAGACUUUAAAGAAAGAAAAAAAAUAACCUCCAAUAAAGAGAGUUCGCAAA
Molecule: messenger RNA, 7157 nt
Organism: Zootoca vivipara (common lizard)
Lineage: Eukaryota; Metazoa; Chordata; Lepidosauria; Squamata; Lacertidae
Source: RefSeq, a predicted model, not a curated record